AAGAAGCGCCCAUCCUCGCCGACCGCCACCUGAGAAGAAGAACCCAGAUGUGCACGAGCGGGGUGCCCCUUCCGUCCUCCCCUGAAGCCCAGAUUCUUCAUAGCGUAUCAGAUUCUUUAUGAAUCGAAAUCUCGAUUCUCAAAUCUUGUGGGAGUAAAUCAUGAACCUGAAAACUUGAGAAUUUCUUCCGACUAUCCCCAGGUUUUUGCUUUGCUGAUGGGCUUGCAUCACUUGCUCUUAUGCGCCAAGGGAUGAAAGAUAAAUCUAGUGAUGCGGCUUUUGAUUGGAAUGUCACUGGUGCCUCUAUAUGCUAUCUUGGUGUUGAGAGCAUUUGUUACUUCCUCUUGACACUUGGGCUUGAAAUCUUGCCUUCCUACAAGGAGUGGUGGAGUAUUAAAAGUUUCCAACAUGAUGGUUCUUCUUAUUCAGAACCUUUUCUGGGAUCCUCUGCAGAAAAAGUUGCUCUUGACUUUGAUGAAGACACAGAUGUGGCAAUGGAAAGAAACAGAGUACUUUCAGGUUCCAUUGAGAAUGCUAUCAUUUACUUGCGUAAUCUUCGAAAGAUGUAUCCUGGAGGAAAAGUGGCAGUGCAGUCUCUGUCUUUCUCAGUUCAAGUGGGGGAAUGUUUUGGCUUUUUAGGCACAAAUGGAGCAGGAAAGACAACCACUCUGUCAAUGCUUUCUGGAGAGGAAUCUCCAAUAGAUGGAUCAGCUUACAUAUUUGGGAAAAAUAUUUGCUCCAAUCCAAAGGCAGCUCGUUAG
Molecule: messenger RNA, 761 nt
Organism: Humulus lupulus (European hop)
Lineage: Eukaryota; Viridiplantae; Streptophyta; Magnoliopsida; Rosales; Cannabaceae
Product: ABC transporter A family member 1-like
Exons: 5
Coding region: 240-761 (173 amino acids)
Biological process (GO): transmembrane transport; lipid transport
Cellular component (GO): membrane; intracellular membrane-bounded organelle
Molecular function (GO): lipid carrier activity; ATP binding; ATP hydrolysis activity
Source: RefSeq, a predicted model, not a curated record